GAUGAUGUACUUUUGUGAUGUGUGUUAGUGUUGGCGAGAUGUUACCAUACUUUAAAAAAAUUCAAAGUUAUCGUGCUUUUAAAAUUCGUCCUAAGUACGCUAUCGACACGGUAUCGAAUGGAUUUUUUUUUUAUAAACGUUGAAUAAUAUUAUUGAAACUCAACACUAUCGAUAGUAUCGAUAAUCGUCAUUACUGGUCGAUUGUACAUGGAUGUCAGACUAAGCCGUCAUGCAUACGCGUGUAGUUACAUGUUAAGCCAGGUUUGUUGUAAUGGAACAAUAUUACUGUUCGUUUCCCAGCAGUAACUCGUCGUGGACUCCGGUACGUCAUUCUGUUGUAGCUUUACUUAAUUACAACAUUGUUAUCGCAUUUGGUGAAAUUGUGUUCAUUACGUAAAGCUUUUACUGCGGUUUUUCAUGUUUCAGAUAUGGUCAAUACUUUAAAAAGACAAGUGAACAAUAUGAAUACUAAUAAUACUGAAAUCAUCGAUCUUAAUGAUGAAGAUGCGGAUGUGACUUGGGGUGGGAAAAGGACAAGAUAUGUUUAUAACUAUACUUUGGAGUGUGCUGAUUUAAUUUCAGACACAAAUGAUUCUGAUGUCACAGAAAGUGUCCACAGUGUUCAAUCAAAAACUACAAUGGAAGCAAUAAGUGAAGCGGAUCUUUCAUCUGAUUGUGGAAGUGAUUGCGAGUGUGUAAACCGAAUACGCGAAACUGAAUUUGAUGUGUUAAGCACAUCAUCGUCUUGCCUUAAUAUGGAAUCCAGUUCAUCAGAUUCCUCAACAUUAAUAGAUUUUAAGGUAACUAAAAGUAUUAUAAAUUGUGAUAAUACUUAUCUUGAUAAAACAAUACUUACUGACAAUGGUUACUGUGCUGAUGAUACAGAUGGUCAAAUAGCUUCUUCUUCUAAGACAACUCUACCUCCACCGGCGUGUUUUAAAAACUGCUUACAGUGCCACAAUAAAAACCCAAAUCCCUACUUCCAGUACUGUUUUGUUUGUUUUCGAUAUAGAAUGGAGUUUUUUGGUAAUAAACCUCGUUCUAAGACAAAAAAUGUCAAACGGUUAAAUACAUCUAAGCCUAGAAAAGAGAGCACCUUACUUGGAGAUUUUCAAGAAUCCAAUCAAUCGAAUUCCUUACAAGAUGAUUCAACUCAGACAAAAAAUAUUGAAAAUAGUAUCAAUUUAGUGAAUGAUGAAAAUAUUAAUAACAUAUGUAAUAUAUGCCUAAAAAUGCCUAAAAAUGGAGUAUUCAAUCAUGGAAAAAUUGGUCAUAUUUAUUGUUGUUAUUCAUGUGCAAAAAAAAUAUGGAAAAAAUCCAAUAAAUGUCCCUUAUGUAAUGUAAAAAUUAAAUUUGUGACAAAAAUGAUUAUUGUCUAAUAUUUAGUUUUUAUUGUUAAAAUAUUUUAUAGUUUAUUUCUACUUUUAAUUUAUUAUUGUUUAUUAUCAUUAUUAUUUAUUAAUUAUUGUCCAUUAUUAUCGAAUAUAAUUUUAGUUUAUUUAUUAUUGAUUACUUUUUACAAAUUAUAAUUAUAUGUUAUUUCUAAACUCAGUUUCAUAGUAUGAGAGUAAUUUCAGAUCUAGGCAAUGUAUUAACUUAACCUAACUAAUGUAUUGAGAAAUAUAGUCUGACUGACCGUAACUCACAAAAAUUAGUUGCUUCUUGAGGUUACUCUUAUAUGAGAAAGAGUGUAGAAAAUUAGUUAAUUGUUAUACAAAGAAUUUUGAUAAUUUUUAUACUUGAAUACUUAUUUUUUAUAACUAAAUGGUUAUAUUUUAAACUUUUUUUUUUAGAUUUGCACAUUGGCUGUGUUUAAUACAUUAAAAUUUUUUUUUAUAAUACUUUGUAAUUUUACAAUUGGUAUAAUGAUUAGAAUUCUUAAUAAUUAAUGUUAAAUAUAUUGAAACAUUUUUUAAAUGAGAGCUUGUCUUAAACUUAUACAAUUAUUGGUCCAGAAAAUAACCUUUAAAAAAUGUCAUUAAAUCAUAAGCUUUUAACUAAAAAAUAGUAAAGUGUUUAAAAUUUUAAGUACUAUCCCAUAAUGAAAUAGCUAGAGUAAGGAUAGUAUAAAUUUAGAAAGUAUUUUGUUACUUAUUCGGAAUAACUUUUUAGAAACAUGGUUUUUAUAGAAAUUUUAAUAAUUAAAUAGCUGAAUACAUAAGUUGUAAUUUUAAAUUAUAUUAUUCUGUGAUUGAUAUUAUAUCUCUUGCUUUUACUAUCCAGUUACCUGAUGGAAUUUAAGCGAUUGAGUAUGGUCUUAAAGUUGAUUAAAGCCUCUAAAAUAUUGAAUGAUACAAUUCCAUAUCAAUGAAUUUAACUAUUUUUUUUAAUUACCCAACCACAUAAUAGUACAACCUAAUUAUGACUAUGUAAAAUAUCCUUUGAAAUAUAUGCUAAUAUUUUGACAAAUCUUCUGCUCAAGCUCAAAACUAUAUUUUUUGCAUCCUAUGAUUUAUUGUUGAAGUCAAAAUAGUCAAAUGUAAUACAUCUAUUACAGUGAUCUACUCAACUCACAAGUACAUACGUCUAUAUUAAUCACCAGAACAACUUUUCUGGUUUUUUUGUUUUAUUUGAAUAGUUUCAGAAUUAUAUUUAGAAUACUAUAACCUAUAUAAUAUUUUGUUAAUUUUACAAAAAUUGUUUUGAUGAUAAGUAGUUAUAUUUUGUAAUUUCAAAUUCAGUAUAAAUAAUUAUACAUUGUUUUAUGUUGACCCAGUUACAUUUAUCCAAUCUAGUGGUUAUGGUUGGUGAGAUGGCAUUGUAACAUUAUGGUCAUAUAGUUUUAAAUUGUAAAUAGCCAAUUUGAUUUUUGAUUUUAGUUUUAAGUAAAUAUUUUUAAUAUCAGUCAACAAAUUAUUCUAAUUUUUUGCAUAAUUGGAAUUACUUCACUUAUUCAACUUUCAAAUUAAAAAGUACAUGUGAAGUUUUGUGUUUUGAGUUUUAUUUUUGUUUUUACAGUCCUAAUAUAAUAUCUACUUUGUGUGUUAAUAUUCCUGCUCUGUAUUAAUUAUUAAAUGUAUCUUUAAAAUCAUUUGUGAUGUUGACAUUUGAUUAGUUGUAAGAAUUAUAUGUAUAAUUAUAUGGUAGAAUCAUUUAGUUAUAAAAUGGUAUCCUUGAA
This is a messenger RNA of Aphis gossypii (cotton aphid), 3118 nucleotides long. RefSeq names its product protein Mdm4-like. The record is from RefSeq and is a predicted model, not a curated record. Bases 429 to 1379 code for a protein of 316 amino acids. Lineage: Eukaryota; Metazoa; Arthropoda; Insecta; Hemiptera; Aphididae. The transcript has 6 exons.